AUGGGAAGCGGAGAAGAAGUGUCACAAGAAAGAACUGAAAAUUCAAUUCAAGUUUCUAUGACAAAAAAGCCAACUUUCUAUGCAAGAAUAGGAAAAAGAAUGUUUACAGGAAAUGAAGAAAAAAAUCCAUUUGAUGAAGUUAUCAUAACAGGUUUAGGUAGUGCAACUAAAAUUGCUAUUGGUGCUGCUUCAAUUAUGGAAAAGGAAGAUAUAGGUUGUAUUUAUCAUUCCAUGAUCUGUAAUUGUACUAAAAGAAAAAUAAAACGAUAA
Plasmodium gallinaceum is the source of this 270-nucleotide messenger RNA. It is a transcript of the gene ALBA3, whose product is annotated as DNA/RNA-binding protein Alba 3, putative. Bases 1 to 270 code for a protein of 89 amino acids. The transcript is spliced from 3 exons. The record is from RefSeq and is a predicted model, not a curated record. NCBI's taxonomy places the organism in Eukaryota, Apicomplexa, Aconoidasida, Haemosporida, Plasmodiidae. Gene Ontology annotation, molecular function: nucleic acid binding.